AUCCAGUUUGAGCUUUCUCUGUGGUGUGGAUGAAGAGGUGUAGAGUUGGGAUUUAGGGUUUGGUUAUCAUCAAUGGCUGCCACAGGCUUAGCUACAUGGAGCAUGGCUUCUCUGAGGUCCGCUCUCCCACCUACGCCAGUCGCGAGAAAAUUUCCGGCCACUGGUUCUUAUUUUCCCGUCAUCAAAACAACCCGCCGAAAAACACCAGGCAUUUCCCGUUCCUUCUCGGGAUUAGCCAUAGCAAACCCUCUCCCCAUCAAUACAGAUUGUAUUGAUGUUGAUCAUAGGAUCAGUCUCAUAGACAAUGGGGGAAGGUUUUAUGCCAUGCGACAUGGCAGGCGUGUACCAAAGCUUAACAGGCCCCCAGACCAGCGGCGUGCACUACUAAGAGGCCUCACAACGCAAUUGUUAAAGCAUGGUAGAAUCAAAACAACCAGAGCUAGGGCAAGUGCAAUGAGAAAAUAUGUAGAUAAGAUGAUCACAUUGGCCAAAGAUGGUUCUCUACAUAAGAGGAGGCAGGCCUUGGGAUUUAUAUAUGAAAAAGAGAUAGUUCAUGCAUUGUUUGCUGAGGUUCAAGAUAGGUAUGGCGAGAGAAAUGGUGGGUAUACAAGAAUCAUCCGAACUCUUCCGAGGAGAGGUGACAAUGCUCCUAUGGCAUACAUUGAACUUGUGUAGGUUUGGAGAAUUUUCUUUAUUGGAUGUAACUUCAUGUCUUUAUCUGUUAUUUGACAAUUUAAAGUUUUUAAGAUUUUGUUUUUUCUUUGUUGUAACCUUCUUCCCGUAAAUGUAUUUUAAGCUGCGGAGUAACAUUUGCUAGUUGUGGAUAAUGUGGGGUUUAAAUCCAAAACCUCUGGAUUGAGAUGAUGACUUUUAUAACACAUCAAGCUAUACACUUGAAGCUGGGACAAAGGGUUCUGCAUU
This is a messenger RNA of Amborella trichopoda, 921 nucleotides long. RefSeq names its product large ribosomal subunit protein bL17c. The record is from RefSeq and is a predicted model, not a curated record. Gene Ontology annotation, molecular function: structural constituent of ribosome. Gene Ontology annotation, cellular component: ribosome; cytosolic large ribosomal subunit. Gene Ontology annotation, biological process: translation. NCBI's taxonomy places the organism in Eukaryota, Viridiplantae, Streptophyta, Magnoliopsida, Amborellales, Amborellaceae.